Molecule: messenger RNA, 1932 nt
Organism: Endocarpon pusillum Z07020
Lineage: Eukaryota; Fungi; Ascomycota; Eurotiomycetes; Verrucariales; Verrucariaceae
Exons: 2
Coding region: 1-1932 (643 amino acids)
Source: RefSeq, a predicted model, not a curated record
AUGAGCAAGAACGAAGCUGAUGCUCGCCUUCGCGAGAUCGUCCUUGAUCCCAUCGGGGCGUCCCUCAAAGCUACCAAUGCUACCGACGACAGCAGAGCGUUUCAAGACCCUGUCAAAGAGGAUAUAUACUCUCUCUAUGAUGCUCGGACACUGGAUGUUUGGGAGAACCACAAUGGGGCUGCUACGAGGCUCGAGGAGCAUCCCUUGUCAAGAACGCUACCAGCGCGACUCUUUGAGCCAGACAGUCCUCGGGCUUCAAGGACCGAGAAGCUUGUAUUUCGUCUGCUGGUCACGCGUCCGGCAAUGGAUGCGAAUCAGGAAGCCUGGCAUGAUGACUUGAGUGAAGGGGGAAAGAAACAGAUCAAUUACCUGCCGUUUGCACCAGAGGCCGUACAGGAGCUCAUCACCAAAUACUAUCUUCCGGAGCAUUGGAUGUACCUGCGGAUGCAAGCUAGGGAAGUAGGCAAUUUUCACAGAGAGACAAGCUGGGAUUUCUCAAAGAAAGAGCCAAUUGCGAUCCGUCUUGGUAGGUAUAAACGGGUUCAGCUCAACGCGAAUGGAGCGCAGAAUCAUGCUAAUACAAUCGCUGCAGGUAUGAUAAUACAUUUUCCGUUUGUCCUUAGACCUGCAAGACAGCUCCAUUUCUUGCAACAAGAGGCUCAAGAUAAGAAGGGACGAGCUGUAGAUUACAGGAGACAAUACCCAGGAAAAUGGAGGAACGAAUACUAUCCUCAUCGCGACGACCCUUUCAUCUGGUCUUUUGCCAUGUCACAUAAUCUUCAAGAUGGUAAGACUCGAGGGAUAUUGGAUGGCCUGACGGACGCUGGUCUCCGCAACCUCCGAGAUCAGCUGUCACCGCCGGACAAGCAAGGAUGGUACGAGCAUCCCCUAGAUCUUCCAACGAUUCUUCUGAAGAUAUACUCUCGUCACACCCAGUGGGAGAUCAAUCGACUAGCAGAUGAUGUUGCAAGCUUCGAAGACGCAGCAAAGAAAGAGAAGUACAAAGAGAUAGACCAAUUUGACGACAUCACGACCCAGCUUGCAUAUUUGGAAAGGUCACUGAAUUUCGAACAGAACCUCACACAGUCACUGCUCGAUACUCUGCAGUAUCUCGAGGACAAGAUAUUCCCCAAAGCACUCGAGGUUGGAUCGACUAGCCAUACCACAUUCAUCCAGAGAACGAACCCACAAGUUCAGGAGAAGCUCACCAAUAUAGCGAGCAUGAUUCAGAACAAUCUUCAUACUUGUACCUACUUCCAGACACGGACCAAGGAUGCUCUUGAAUAUAUCAACGCAUUGAUGAAUCGAGAUGAUGCGGAAUUCAACCAGCAAUCGGUCGAAUAUCAGAAUAUGGGCAUGAAAUCCCAGCUCAAGGAUGCACAAGCCAACAAAACCAUCAGUAUCGUCACCAUGACGUUCCUGCCGGCAACUGCGGUAGCGGCCAUCUGCAGUAUGGGUGUGUUUGAUUGGCAACAGCCCGACAAAGUGCAUGUCAGCCGCCAUUUCUGGAUAUUCUGGGUGGUCGCCAUCACUCUGACCGCUCUGGUACUGGGGAUCUUCCUGAUCUGGAAACGAAGGCUUCAUGUUCGAGCGCGCCAGUUGAACCGCGAUAAAGAGGAAGAAAAGGCGAAGGAGGCCGAAGACAGCGACAACGACUCCGUGAUACCGGAUGAGCCGAAGUAUGGAGCUUCCAAACAACAGCAAGACAGCAAGACGAAAAGGCAACAUAUUCGACCUGUUGCCGAAGAGAAGCAAUCCCAGAUCUAUCAAGACGACGAGCGGGAGGAGCAGGUCAGAUCUUCCCGUCGUAGGAGUCGCCAUCGAUCUCACAGUAGAAGAUCUCGUACCACAAGUCGUAAUGGGGUGGCUCGGCCUGGUUUCGGUCGAACAGCAUCCGGGUUGAGCUUUAGAGGCGAGUCAGAAAUUGUAUAG